AUGUUGUUAUUCCUGUCCUUCUUCAUACUAAGCGUUGUCGGGUAUCCAGAGUUGCAAUCUAAUGGUACUGCGGCUGUGCGGGCAAUUGCUAUGAGAACACAAAGGGAUGUGAUGAGAAAUAACAGUAUUAUAGACACUGCUGUUUAUGGCAUCGAUCUUAACAGAGUUGUCUUCGAUCAAUUUGGAUACAAUUCUUCAUCGCUUUCUGUUUUUCAAGAUAUAUUAUACACUGGAGUACAAGCUCUGGUCUUAAAUCUUUAUUACAACGAAGAUCUCAAGGAUUGGGGGUUGUGCGAUCUGAGCUCCAAUAAAACAAAUUUGGGUUGCCAAGACCCAAGCACUUUCAAUAUUUCAACUGUGGUUGCAUCAUUAAAUACUGCUUUGGCGAAGACAGAUACCGGAGUCAACAAAAACAUAUUCUUCUUACUCUUUAACCUCUUUUCUACUUUCAAUAAGGACUCCAAGUUUCGCACGGGAAUUGGAGUACUGUCGUCCUCGAUAGCAGGACUCUCAUAUGCUAGCAGCCCUGUUCGUUUGGGAGAGCCAGACACUGUUAACCUCAAUAACUUUCUCUUUGGGGGCAAAAACAGAGCCAUACCAGUGAUAUUGUCCAACAAUCUCUAUAUCAACACGUCUUACAAUCUAAGCCCUGAUCUGAAUACCCUUUAUCAAGCAAACACGACUAUUCCCAUCACGUAUAGUCCGAAUGACAAUCUGACAUGUUCAGCACCAAAAUCGUUCCAAUUUGCGUACGACACCCCAGCGAAUCCUUAUGAUAAUAACUCAUUCCACGAUGCGCUUGUCUGUGGUUAUUCACCAAUUAUCAGUCAGAGCAACCAAGAUUUAUCUCAGAUUUCAAAACUGCUACCGUACAGUCUGUGGUCUUGGGAUGCAUUUCAGCCAAAUCUCACAAUAUCCAGGUCGCUGAAAAGAAAGAACGAUUCCUCGGAAGCUAAGAAAGAUGAUUAUUUGAACAGAUGUGGCAUAAUCACUCCCACAGGAUGGAAGGCCACGUCCUGCCACUUAGAUUUUCAUGUGGCGUGCGCAGACAGGUCAAAUUCUACGAAAAUAAAGCUGACAUCCGACGAGUUCACGUAUUUUGAAGCUGGUGCGGCAUGUUUACAACUUGAUGGAGACUAUGUUUUUACUGUGCCUUCUUCACCGUUGGAGCAGCGCACCCUUCUUAAUCUGUUGGGGGGCAAGAAAUCAGCUUGGAUCGACAUGAACUCGCUCUCGAGCUCAAACUGCUGGGUCAAUGGAGGACCUAAUGCUGUCUGUCCAUACCAGCCUCUCGUUUCCAAGACCAUUUUCAAGGAGAUGAUAAGUCUUGCAUCUGCAAUUGCUCUUGUUCUUUUAUUGCUUCUUCUCAUUGUUCAAAUGGACAGACUACCAGUACAUCGCAAUAGAAGCCAUUGGCGUCGACUGCUCAAACAUAAAUUACAAAACGAAUUUGAAGGGAUUCCUUCAUGA
Molecule: messenger RNA, 1470 nt
Organism: Ogataea parapolymorpha DL-1
Lineage: Eukaryota; Fungi; Ascomycota; Pichiomycetes; Pichiales; Pichiaceae
Exons: 1
Coding region: 1-1470 (489 amino acids)
Source: RefSeq, a predicted model, not a curated record